AUGGGACAAUGUAAAGGAUCUGAUUUUGGGGUGUCUGAUUUAGAGCUAAAAAUUAUAUGUGAUCAAGUUGAGCGACGCAAACGAUAUAGAGAGGAAUUUUUGAAAGCUAGAACUGAUCCCUGUUUACAUUCUAAGGAGGCCGGCUAUGUAUUCGAUCCGGCUAUUCAGAGAUUCCUGUCAUUGAAGAACACUCAUUUGGAAUACUUUACUCCCACUUUCGCGAACAUAAGAUUUGGGGUGUGCAUUAUUAUACUGCCGAUGCUAACUUAUGGCUACGCUAUAUGGACACAACGGACGAAAAUUGAAUGGGAUCGACGCUGCGGAAAGACUAAAUACCGUGAUAGAUUAUUUAAAUUCGCUUAA
Molecule: messenger RNA, 363 nt
Organism: Arctia plantaginis
Lineage: Eukaryota; Metazoa; Arthropoda; Insecta; Lepidoptera; Erebidae
Source: the annotation of a GenBank genome assembly